Messenger RNA from Menidia menidia (Atlantic silverside), 8346 nucleotides. NCBI's taxonomy places the organism in Eukaryota, Metazoa, Chordata, Actinopteri, Atheriniformes, Atherinopsidae. The record is from the annotation of a GenBank genome assembly.
CUGUCCCUUCUAUCAGAACCCCGACCCCCCCCUUCCCCAAUCCCAUCUCACCUCACCUCCCCUCCCUGCUCUGGCUAUAGACGGAGUGAGUAAUGCAGUCCUUCCGUGAGCGCAGCGGUGGUUACCACAGCAACCAACCCUGCUACCAGCAGGAACCCCAUGAAUUAUCCCGCCUGGAGACCUACCGGCAACACCCGCAUCAUCCCCACCCCCAACAUCCGCACCCAGGCCCUGGUCCACAUCCAGGCCCAGGCCCAGGGCACACCAGGCCAGGCUAUGAGGCCCAUUCUUUGGCAAACGCAGCUAACAUGCCUCCAGCUGCAGGAGCAGGAAUUGGAGGAGGAGCCAAGGACUGUUACAGCCAGCAAUCCUAUGCUGGUUACCCAGGAAAUGGUGGAGGGAAUGGGAAUGGAAAUGGGGGCUCAACACCUUCGCACACAAAGAAAUCGUUUAGAGGGAGCAAAGUGCCCCCACCAAGUCCCAGUCAGCACUUACAGGGUCCAGGGGGCUACAGCAACCACAUGGGCCCUGGGAAUUAUUCAGCCCAGUACAUGAGUGAGGGUCAUCUCCAACAGAAGUGGGACGACCCAGGCCACUUAGCACAGUAUGAGCAGGAGAUGGUGGGACGUUUGGAGGCUGGCAGCACACCUGCGUCUGGCUCCUCCCAAUACAUUGACCCAAACAUACUGGCACACUCCCAGGCCCAAUGCCACCAGUCUUCUGCCCCUAAUUAUACAAGCCCACACCACCAGCCCCACCCUCCAAAUCCAGCACCUUCCCCUCUGAUGUAUCCCCAAAGUCACCUGCACUACCCACAGCACUCGCCCAGUCCCUCAUCGUACAUGGAAAAGUGCAGUCCGAUGCCACACUGUUUCAAAGGUUACAGUAUGCCUCAGAAUUCCCAGUAUGGCAGGCAAAUGAGCAGCCUUGGCAAUUUAAAGCAAGGGGGGUACAGGUCAACACAGAAUAGUUACGGUUUCCAGCCACCACCUACUAGGGGCUAUGAACAGCAGACUUCUUUGCAGACAAUGACCAGUCCCCAAGAACCUCAUCCUAAAUACCAACACUACAACCAACCCCAACAAAACUACUGUCUUUCAGAGCUGCCUGUCAGAUCACCAGAACAGUACUAUCAGACGUGUAGCCCAUCCUCAAGCCACUCUCCUGCACGCUCUGUAGGGCGCUCACCCUCUUAUAGCUCCACCCCCUCACCACUAAUGACUAAUCCAGAAUCUUUUCAGUAUGCCCAACCACCCAUCACACCUGGAGCAGCCUCAUCCUCAUCAUCCUCUUCAGCUGGUAUGCAGGAGCAAGCCAGCACCAACACAAUGUUGAUGCCCCCACGAUCCCAUCCUUCACCUAAUGUACCCCAUGGGGCUCCCCACAGCUAUACAUCCGCACCUCCAGUCCCCACCAUGAAAGAACGUUUCUCAGAGAAGCUAUUGUCAAAUCCCAGCUUGUGGAGUCUGAAUGCCCUCACCUCUCAGGUGGAGAAUAUCUCCAACAAUGUCCAACAACUACUGCUUUCAGAGGCACUAGUUGCAAACAAGAAGAUUGGCAAGCGCAGCAGUGGCGGUAGCAAUAGUAGUGCUGGAAGUGUAGCCUCCUCCAAGAAGGGUGAAGAAUACAAAAGUCCUUCAUACCCAGAUAGCGCUACUAGUGUGGGUGGGGGCCCCAUACAGGAUCCCUUUUCCACCCCACAGCACCAGUCAUUGCCGAUGGAACUCCAUGAAGGUGGAUACUCAAGCAGUAGUGAUGAACCACUGGACAGGGGCUACUACUACUUUGGUCAGGGCAGAAGCCCAGCCCAGGCCCACAACAAUACACAACUAAGUCUGGAAACAGCCUCCUCCUGCUCCAUGGCAUCUCCAGACGAUAUGUCUACCAGAUCUGGGGACUCAGGUCUGCAUAACCCUACCCCUGACCCUAACAGAUGUCAGACAGGCCAGGGAAGAGAUGGCAUGAGUACUCCAGUGAAGAGUUUUAGUGAAGAGACAUCUCCAACAAGUAUUAAAAUCCCCAGUCCUAUGAAGCAGGAACGAGAUUCCCCAUCAGAUAUAUUAAAUAUCACUGAACCUGUCAAAGAGAAUUUUGAAGAAUCAGCCUGGACAGAAAAAUCAGGUGACAAAGAGGAGGUAACACCAGAAAAAACAUCGGACUGUGAAGGGAAUUCAGACUCAAGUCAAUUCACAGAGAAGCUAGAGAAAUGGUCAGAUGAAGAAAAAUGCCUGGCUGUGUACAGUAAAGUGAACACAACUGUGACAGAAAAAAGCUAUUGCUACGAUGACACAGUGUACGAAGAGGUCCAGGGUAAAUAUGAUCCUGAUGUAAAAGACCCGGGGGAGCAGUCUCCUGCUGCUUUCUCUAAAUCCAGCUGCAAAGAUCCCUUUAGUAAAGAAAUCAAACCAGAAGCAUUCAAAUCAGAAUCACCAACUACAUCUGAAAGCUCCAUGAAAACAUUGCCUUUCAUUUCAAGGAGUGACUUUGAACAGGAUCAAUAUUCCACCGAAAAGGAGGACAGCUCAGAGACCACCUCUCCAGCCCCUCAUAUUCAAGCAGUGGAUGACUGUAACUCAGACAAGAGAGAGAGCAAAGAUCUGGAAAAUGAAGCAGAGGGAGAAGAGGAGGGGAGAGGACAAGAAAAAACAUUUGAUGAAGAAGAAAAGCAAAUGCAGAAAAAGCAGAGAGGCUCUUUUUCCCCUCUUUCGUCUGGAGAGGUUAGGGAAGAACAAGAGGAAGAAGAAAAAGGGAAUCAGUCAUUAACUGAGGAGUAUGUGAAGAAUAGAGAUGGCCAAAAGAAGCUUUCAGGAGAUACCUGCAACAGAACAGAGAAUCAGGGUUCUGAGCUUCACACGGACAAUGACUAUGCUGGUGUACCUGCCCAUCCAAAUGCAGCAGCAAUAACUGCAACAGCAGAUGCUUCUACACGAGAGUCUGCCAUUGGUGACACUGCCCCUCAGCCUCAGUCUGCCAUGCCAGUCUUCUCUGCUCUAAAUGACAAGGCAGCACCUCCAGCUCAGGCUAGAGAACAUAUUGAUCACAGUGACGCUAAAGUCCUGGAGCCUGACUCUCCUCAGCUGCCAGGGAAAUCAAUACUCCCAUCAGCCCCUUCCUGGGCAGACACCCCACCUUCUCCAAAAAAAGGUGAUGAGGAUAUGGAACCAGGUAUCAGUUGUGCCAGUGCUGUGACCCCACUGACUAAACCAGAGCCUGUGGCCCCCUCCCCUCAGCCAAGAGCAUUUGGACGGAAACAUGCAAGGGGCAGAAGAAGAAUAUUGCCUUCAGGCGUUGGAAUGAGGAGACAGCUUGGCAUGGAGAGGGAGAGAGAGAAAGAAGAGGAAGGCGUCAACUCACCAACACAAAAAACUAUCAUGCCUCAAAGCAAGACUAUGCUAUUGUCAGAUCAAACUAACCUUACUCACCAUGACUCCAUUGUGAACCAGACACCCAAAAUGCUGACAGAUGGUUUUAGUUCAAGGAUGUGCACUCGCUCCUUCAAUGCACCGGAUAUUCCACUCAAAGCUGAGCCUAAUGUGAAGAGAAAACCAGGCCCUAAACCUGGUUCAAAGCCUGGGCCAAAACCUGUAGCAAAACUAGGCCCUAAAUCAGUAGCAAAGUCAGGGCACAAACCUGCCCUGAAACAUGGCCCAAAACCUGGUUCAAAACCCAGUCCAAAACCAGGACAUAAGACUGUGCCAAAUGAAACCGAACUGCCACAAAAGGUUGAAACUAAUGUGAAACGGAAACCAGGGCCAAAACCAGGUUCAAAACCCGGACCUAAGCCUGGAUCAAAACUUGGUCAAAAACCAGGCCUAAGGCCAGGUGCAAGACCAGGACAAAAACCCGGAGAUGUCUUAUCACUUACAGACACUGGACCCAUCAAAGUACCAGUGGGUCGCCCCAAAGGCUCAAUAUCUAAAGUAAAAUUAGUGCAACAAGAGGACACUAUUCAGUUGAAAGGAAUGCAAAGCAGGGCAAGGAAGAGCCUACAAACCCCUCUUACCCAAAUAAAUCAGGACAUAAAAUUAAUACAAGAGAAGGAACAAGCACAACAUGAGGAAAAGGCACCAGAAAAAGAUGGCAAAAACAUGGUUUUGAGAUCUAGAAAGCCCUCACAGGAAAGACUGCUUAAAGAAAAAGAGAAAAUCUUAAGACAGGAAAUUCAAACUCAGACACUAACAGACACAAAAGCUGUGGAUGUUUUUUCAAAGGUACAAGAGCCCAUAGCUAUGGAACAAUUUUUAACUGCUGGCCUUGAUGAAGUUAAAACAACAGAUGUUUCUGGAGAUUCGCAAAUAUCGCCUGUUCCGCUGGUCCAAUCAGAGCAGUCUGAAGAAAAUACAUCCAUUCUACUCAAGAGAAAAGCAAGCCCGAAAAUGUAUUCAACACCGCUAAAGAAAAAGAGAGGUCCAAAGCCCAAACCAAAAACCUCAGAUCCUCAACCCAUCCCACUGGAACAAGGUGUCCCCAUACCUAUAGAAAAAAGUAACAGAACCCCCAAAAGAAGACGGGGACCAUCCAAGAAAACUUCUGUGGUCACUCCUGUAACCAAAGACAUUCCUACAAGCAUCAGUGGGCCUGACAUCAUCAGCGAUGUUCCUGUUGUGGCCCCUCAAUGCCCAACUAAGACGAAGGUUCUUCCUCCUCGAAAAGGGAGGGGGCAAAAAUAUGAGGCCAUGGUACAGAAGAUCACAUCUCCUGGCUCAAAGAAACACCUCCCAAUUCCCCAACAAGACAGCAACCUAACUGAUGAAGUGACAGCCAAGAAUUUGACUGAACUUGUGUCCAAGGAGGGUGAGACAUCCAUUCAGAUAAAUAACUCUGAGUUGAUAAAGUCUGGAAAAGAGGGAGUUAAACAGCUAGAGGAGGCAGUCAAAAAAGAGGAGAAGAUAGAAGAAAAGGACCAUGAAGCGAGAAUAGACAACUCAACACCAGAGAGUGUGGGGCAAAGUGUAGAAUGUGAGGGUGGUAAUAUGAAUGAAACAAGACAGGAUAACAGUACACCAGGUACACAGCAGGAUGUGGAUGAAAAAGUUUUUAUUUCAAUUGAGACCCCAUUAGAGGCUGGGCCUCCAGGUGAGUGGAAACAACAGACAUCAGAAAGUAUAUCUGAUGCUGCUUCCACAUCCACGAGAACUAAAAGGAAGAGAUGGGCUAUGGUGGAGAGUACAGAUGCCUCCAUGGUGGCCCUGGAAGCUGGAAGUCUAAUAGUCACAACACCAAGGCUAGCCAAGCAAAGGGCCAUAAAAAAUAACCAUGAAAUGCACCUUAAACAGAGGCGGAAGAAGAGGAAAGAUCAUUCCCCUAUAGAGGAGAAAGAAUCGGGAGAGGAGGUAAACAUUGAAACAGCAGAAAAACAAGAAAGAGUAGAAGAGAAGGUGACCCCUAAAGAGUCCGCAAUAUCACUGCAAAAUAGUCCUGAUGAGAUUAUAGAGUCCCCCCAGGUUGUCGGUACAGAUCUUAUCCAAAAACCACGUAGAGGCCGAAAACCUUCAACAAAUCCAACUAAAAGGAAAAGAAACAAAAUAUCAUCAGAACAGAGUCCUGGCAAACCAGCAAAGAUCCACAAAAAACCUGGGCCAAAACCUGGGAUGAAAGAUGCUAUUGAAGUCAUUGAGGCAGUAGUAAGGGCAGCUGGAUGUGAGCAAGAAAAAAAAGAGGAAAGAGAAAAAGAAGAAAAAGAAAGAAGGGAAAGAGAGUGUACAGAAAAAGAGGAGACAUGUAUUUUGGGUCCUGUUGUAACAGUAACAGAAAAACAAACUGAAGUCAUUUCUGUGAAGAGAUUCCGCCGCAAGCCAAUCCAUCAAAAUUCAAAACUGUCUUUCUGUCCUUAUGUACGUAUUAACAAUUCCAGAGACUUUUCCUCUUGGUGCGCAAUAGUCAAUAAGCCUGAGGAUGCAGUGAUAUUUCAAAGACGUAGAAAAAAGGGCAUACUUAGAAUGAGGAAUCCUUUCACAGUUGCAAAGGUAGUUCCACAUACUGCUGCCAUGCUGCAAGGGCCCACGGUAAAUCAAAAACUAAUUGAUAAAUGUCUGACAUGUUGCCUAUGUGGAAAGCCAGCAAAUUACAAAGACCUCGGUGAUUUGUGUGGGCCUUACUACGCAGAGGAUAGCAUUCCACGGAAAGUUUUGACUAUCACACACACAGAAUCCUUCAGGGAAGAGCCAGACAAGACCACUGACAACAGUUCUAGCACCACUGAGGAGCCAGGUACUUCCUCAAAGGAUGAAGGUGAGACAAAUGCAAAAAAAGAGGGAGAUACAGAAUCACCCUCUCAAGAGACCAGCAGUAGCAGGCACCACCACUGGCGCCACCGACGGGCAGAGAGAGCCGAGAGAUUGUGCCGGGAAGGGGGUCCACGAAGAUUAACUCUUCGAGAGAGGUUCAAGAGAAUAAAGCAGCUCCAGACCAUCAGCACCGAGGCCUCGAGGGACCAAGGGGCCAGUGGCAGUAUGUUCCAAAGGCUACAAAUGGAGGCAGAGGCUAAGGAGCACUGGGCUCAUGAAAACUGUGCUAUCUGGACCAAGGGGAUAAUUAUGGUGGCUGGAAGGCUAUUUGGACUGAGGGAGGCUGCAAGCAACUCAGCCCAAAUGAGCUGCUACAAGUGCCAGAUUGUGGGGGCGUCCCUCAGCUGCUGUUGGAGAGGCUGCUCUCAUAAAUACCACUAUGUCUGCGCCAAAGAGAUAGGCUGCACAUUCCACGAGGAUGAUUUUUCCAUCAAAUGUCCAAAACAUGAGGACCUGUAAGAUAACCGCGUAUUCCACUCUCACCAUCACCACCAUCCUGCCACCUGUCCAACCGAACAGAAUGCUGUCCUGACAUCCACUGAAAACACAGAGAUUGCUGAUGAUGGACAGAUUUGCCGGCCAGCGGCUCACUGGGGUAGAACAGGGAACAGAACAAACUCUGGAGAACUGCUCUGCAGAAAACAGCUGCUCCCCGAGCCCGGACAUGAAACAAAUUUUGUCGGUGAAGUCCCUCACAGCGAACCAGAAGGCAGCGGCGCUGUUAAACAGGAACACGCGGCUUUGUCUGGAGUUCAGAGCAAACAGGGACUGUUUGAAAUGCAGAGCAAGGAAGGUGUGCGUGUAUGUGUGUGUGUGUGUAUGACUAUGAGUGUGUGUGUGUCUCUGCCUCUGGAUGGGUUGCUAUCAUCCUCGGACAGCCGGCGGACACUGAUUGGGCAGGAACGUCCCUCUGGCCGCCUCGUCUGUAGGCCAGCGGGUGCACGUGUUUGUGAUUGAGUUUCCGUGCGUGCGUCAUCUUACAACCACAUCACCACCGUGCGUUUGUGUACAUGUGUCUGAGUGUGAAGAAGUGCAUCUCCAAUUCAACACACCAUCCAAGAGAAGAAAAAAGAAAAAAGAGAAAAAAAAAUACAGCACCCAAACCUGGAUGUAUUAUCUCAAUGUGUGCGUUUGUGUUUAAAACAUGAGACAAAAUUAAACAAUUAAGGAAACUGUACAUGAUGAUGUGCUUUACAGGCUCUAAAUAUUCCGGUAUCCAAGAGUAAAGAAAAAAAAAACAGACGCAGUAUUUUACUAUAACGCUCUUUUCUUCGGAGAUGUAUUUUGAUGUGCAUUAUGACUAAACAACAUCAUCGCGUCACCAUUGGUAUUUGUCAGGCUUUGUGUUAUUUCAAUUGUGUGCACAUUCAAUAUACCUACAGUAGAUGCCACCACCAUCGUGACUUGAGGGGACGACGACCAGGGCUCCGGAGAUCCAACGGGGGAGUCGGAUCAUUUCACUUCAUAACUAUGUACAGUUUGGAUGUAUUUAUCGUUCAACAUUUCCGUGAUUAUUUCACAUAUCACAGCCAUGCAGAAAGACGUGCUUUCGAUUCUGAUUUCAGAACAUACCUGUCUGUUUGUGUAUUUAAAAUGUAGCCUCUUCUCAGCCUGCCAUGCUAUAUAACAGCGCACUGUGCAGGGCAUCAGUUACAGUUCUGGUCAUAUCAAAAAGAGACAUAUUUAAGUAUUAAAACAGAAAAGAAAGUGCAAAAACACCACACCAAACAUUCUUUUAUGAAGCUCAUUAUUUAAUGGUGUACAUAAGUAUUUGAUGCUGUUUAAAUGUAAGAUGUGAUGUACUAAUAUAAUUGUGUAUAGUAUUUCUUAGAGAUGUUUAUUUUCUAUAAAAUGGAAUAUGUUAUUGCUUAUAAAAUGUUAUUAAAAGAAUCCAUUGAAGAAAAAAAAAACUUUUUGGGAAUGUCACUUGUCUUAAGUGGGAGCAUGCCGUUAUAUUGAUUUUCAUGUCUAUUUGUUUGGACUUGAUGACACAGCAUCACUUUGUUUGAAAUGUUUUUUGUAACGCCAAUGUUAAAUAUACCAGCACCUUUCAAUGCUG